AUGGAUAGGGUUUCUAUCCAUGAAGAAAGCAUCGGCAGAGUCAUAGUCUCCGAUUGUUGCUCCGCUUGGGGUUGUGCGUUCACAUCUCCAGCAGGGUCUUUUGGAGCAUUCUGGAGCAUAUGGGACGUAGGAGCAUGGAGGACUUGGUGCAUGGACGCAGCUCAACUGGAUACGCAAAGGAAGAAGGAGGAAGCCAUCUUGAAGACCAGCUCGACCACCUACUCGACCAACCGGUCGAGUUCCUCAACUCGACCGGCCAAGCUUCAACUCGAUCGAGCUGAGAAGUCAAAGUCAAACCCGAAAAAUGUUGCUUCCCCCUUGACUUCCUUUGACCCUAAACCUAAUCCUCUUGUAUUUAAAGGCUAA
Messenger RNA from Microthlaspi erraticum, 366 nucleotides. Lineage: Eukaryota; Viridiplantae; Streptophyta; Magnoliopsida; Brassicales; Brassicaceae. The record is from the annotation of a GenBank genome assembly.